Messenger RNA from Bufo bufo (common toad), 560 nucleotides. It is a transcript of the gene RPS24, whose product is annotated as ribosomal protein S24. NCBI's taxonomy places the organism in Eukaryota, Metazoa, Chordata, Amphibia, Anura, Bufonidae. Gene Ontology annotation, molecular function: structural constituent of ribosome. Gene Ontology annotation, cellular component: ribosome. Bases 77 to 472 code for a protein of 131 amino acids. The transcript is spliced from 6 exons. Gene Ontology annotation, biological process: translation. The record is from RefSeq and is a predicted model, not a curated record.
UGUGAAUCCUGCGAUAUGAUUGGCUGAGGAAGGGUCGUUCUUUCUUUCCUUCCUCCCUGAGAGAGACCGUACCAAGAUGAACGACAGCGUCACCAUUAGAACUCGGAAGUUCAUGACCAACAGACUGCUUCAGAGGAAGCAAAUGGUCAUAGAUGUCCUUCAUCCUGGGAAAGCUACUGUCCCAAAGACCGAAAUCAGGGAGAAGCUGGCUAAAAUGUACAAGACUACCCCGGAUGUCAUCUUUGUCUUCGGUUUCAGAACUCACUUUGGUGGCGGCAAGACUACAGGCUUUGGCAUGAUCUACGAUUCUCUAGACUAUGCAAAGAAGAAUGAACCCAAACACAGACUGGCCAGGCAUGGUCUCUAUGAGAAGAAAAAGACUUCCCGAAAACAGCGUAAAGAACGGAAGAACAGAAUGAAGAAAGUUAGGGGUACAGCGAAAGCCAGUGUGGGUGCUGGUAAAAAGAAAUGAAGUGAUCAGCAGAAGGACUAAAGGAUCCCAUGACUGUCCACAUGAAGAUUAUACUUCUGUUCUUGUAAUAAAAAUGUAUAAAAAUUGA